Messenger RNA from Electrophorus electricus (electric eel), 2698 nucleotides. It is a transcript of the gene ssuh2rs1, whose product is annotated as ssu-2 homolog, related sequence 1. The record is from RefSeq and is a predicted model, not a curated record. Lineage: Eukaryota; Metazoa; Chordata; Actinopteri; Gymnotiformes; Gymnotidae.
UGCAGGCUUCAGAGCCAGUCGCUGCAGUUUCUGCACUUACUGGUGCUGCGCUGCGCUGCAUGGGCUGUGCAGUCGAGAGCCUGCCUGAUCACGACAGCGCUUAAUCCGUAUUGCCCAGAAUAUCCGAUAAUAAACAUGUACCCACAGACUGUAGUUAAUACAGCACGUAUGCUGUGAAAUAUACAAUGUGUGUGGAUAUUAUGCCCACAUACGAAAAUAAAUGUUAUGGGGUUUUUUUAUGUUAUAUAUUUGUAUAUACAUUGUAGCUACUUUCGCUGACCAAGACGAGGCGAAGCUCAGCUGAACAUGCCUAUUAUAUUAACGAUGGCAAGACGCAAAUAUCUUGUUGGCCACUGUCACCAGUGUGUAUACGAGAAGAGGGAACGGGACUGUGGACAACAUGACAAACUGGGAAGAAAACUCAAAUACGCAAAUACACUACAGAAACAAGACCACAAAACGCAACCUGCGACUAGCAAUAUUUGCUACAGAAAAAUAAGUGCGUAAUAAGCGUAAUACAUUUGGCAAUAGUGAGAAUGAACAGGAUUUCAUCACAGGUUCACUGAUCAGUAAAGGACCAUUUCCGAUAAAGAGCGCUCGUGGCAAACACGUAAAUGCAGACCACGUCAAAGUAUUACUUAGUAAAUCAGGCAGUACACUUGAAUCUGUUGGAAAGACCUACUGUAAUACUCUCCAUAUUCAGUAAGAUUUAGAUUUCCAAGAGCAGCCUAAAGAAUUGGGGCCAUGAUCACUGGCUCAGCAGCAGACUCAGGGGCCCCAUCAGCCCCCCCUGCCAGUAUGUUUGACAGCGUACCAGGUUACGAGGGCACGGUUUCGGGUGGAGGAGGUGGAUACCUUCCUCCUCCAGUACCAACACUACCGAUGCCUGUACCAGAACAUGGCCCCGUUGAGGCCAGCUGGAACAUUCCCUCCAUCACCGAGGACACUGCCCGUGAUGCCUUUGUGAGUUAUGCUUCCAGUAAAUGCUGUUACAGCACUGAUCCGGCCCGGGAUGGAGUCAUCACCAACAUGGAAGCCUUCAACACCUACAGGUAUCGUUUGGAGACCUUCACUGAGACCAGAUCUACAGAGUGGAAGCAGGAGCCAUACAUUGACCAGGUUGUGGAUGCAUUUAUCCAGCCUGCACCAGGCCCAUGGGAAAUAGCAGCCCAGGCACCCAACUUAUUCCAGGAUUACACGCAGAACAUCAGGGUGCCCUACACGUCCUCUGUCAAGAACUGCCAUGUGUGUCUUGGUAUGGGCAGAACACCAUGCAAAGAGUGUUCUGGCUGUGGAAGCAAAGUGUGCUGGCUAUGUAAUGGCUCUGGUUUUCGCCAUGGUAACGAUCGCUGCACGCACUGCAACGGCCGUGGGAGGGAUAACUGCUUUAGAUGCAAAGGGCAGGGAUCUUGCGAGUGUGACACUUGUCAUGGGAAGAGACAGCUCCUUGUCUUCAUCAACCUUAAGGUGCAAUGGACAAACAAUAACGAUGAUUAUCUGGUGGAGCAGUCAAGUGGCCUGAAGUCAGAUAAUCUUUGCAAAGUGACAGGCAGGGAAAUGUUCAAAGACUCUCAGUAUCAGCUUUACCCAGUGAUGGGCUUCCCAAACCAUGCCAUUGUCCAAGCUUCUGAGCGCUUAAUAAGAGAACACCAAUCCAGAUACUUCCAGACUUCCCGCAUUCUGCAGCAGCGCCACACCAUAGAGCUGAUCCCCAUUACCCGGGUGAGCUACACAUGGAAAGAAAAGUCCUAUAUGUACUUUGUGUAUGGGACUGAGUCAAGCGUGAAUGCAGACAACUAUCCAGCCACAUGCUGCUGCUCUGUGAUGUAGAGUGCUGGCCACCUAGUUUCAUGAACCACCUUCUCAUUCAUUCUUUAACAAAGAAGGGGAUACAGCGAGUAUAAAUCAGGUAGCUUAGUGCACAGGUGGAUUGAAUACCUACAGACACUGUGGCCUGUGAUGGGCAGCAUUAGUAAGUUCAUUUGUCCAGCUAAAACAUGGGUGUGUUGGGUAAAAACACUCAGCAGUGUCAGAUCCUUGCUCUGAAUUCCAUCUGAUAAUAUUGAAAAUUAAAUUAGACAACUGACUUCAAACUAAUAAUACUAUCAACACAAUGAAAAUGUAAAAGAUUUUUUUCAAAUAUGCCAAAGUAUUAAAAUUGCAUACAUAUGAAUUGCCACCUGUAUUCUCACAGAAGUGCCAGAAAUGUAUGUGUCUAAUGUGAUGUUUCCUGUUUUUUACUGUUUUUGUGUGUGUGGUUACCCAGCAUCUAGCACAAUCAUGCUGUCACUGUCAAUGUGCAUGACGUGCAGCGGUAGCUUGGUGCAUAAGGUAUUUGACUAGUAAUCAGAAGGUUGCCAGUUCAAGCCACGCUACCACCAGUUUACUAUUGUUGAGCCCCUGAGCAAGGCCCUCAAUUACUCAAAUUGUAUUCAUUUAUAAUUGUAAGUCACUUUGGAUAAAAGCAUCAGCUAAAUCCCAUAAUUGUAAAUGUAAUGUAAGUGACAAGAGAUCAUUAGUUUUUGUUACUGUAAAACAUUGUUGGAAUUAAUGCAAAACCUUUUGCAGUCUAUUGACAUAUUUUACUGAACCUGUGCUUGUUGCCAUGAAUCUAUUAAUAAAACACUCAUAUAAAAGUCACAUUAUUGGCACAUACCUAAUGUAUUUGAUAAUUGAAUAAUAUAUUAUGAUUUUCUCA